AUGGCAGGCCCACAACCGACGCUCAACGAGUUAGCAGCGAAGAUCACGGAGCUUUCCGAUACCUUCACACGCUUCCUAAAGGAAAACAAUGUGCCAGAACCCACAUUCGCGGCGGAUAGCCCAACCAGGUACAGCAACUUAUCGGCCGAAAUCUUCAUGACGCGUCAGCACCUGUUAGAUGCCCUAACCGAUAUGUGGUACCUCACGCAGGGUCCUAGCGAAAGCAUCUUCAAUUAUGCCCACAAUGCCUUGCCCGACGCUGCGGCUCUAAAUACGCUGAACUACUUCGACUUUUGGUCUGCGGUGCCCCUGAACGGUUCCGCCUCAUAUGCGGAGAUCGCGCAGAAGGUUUCCCUCCCAGAAGAUGUAGUUCGGCGGGUCUUGCUGCACGCAGUAACACUCCGCAUCUUCGAAGAGACCGAACCUGGUAAAAGUGCGUCGCUGAUCCGGCACAACUCCAGAUCAGCAGCAUUGGCCCAGUCUUCGGGGCUGAAAGCUCUCGUCUCCACAAUCUUGGACGACGCCGGUGCACCGAUGAUGGUUUUGAAUGAAGCUCUGGACAGAUACAGUCGCGGAAAACCAGCACUAACCCAGGACAUAAAUGAAACUUCUUUCGCUUUAUUCCAUAGCGGUGGGCAAUUCGGUAAACACGGAAACUCCUGGGAUCUGCUUGAAAAUGAUGGCGCAGGGGAGAAGCAGGGUUGGCGACAGAGGAACUUUGUCGAAUUCAUGCGCUAUAUCAAGGAGAUAUUCCACCUUGAAGGGGUUGUACUUGACGCUCAUGACUGGAAAACUGCCGGGAAGGCAAAGGUCGUUGAUAUUGGUGGCUCUGCGGGUCAUGAUGCUAUAGUGCUAGCGCGAAAUUUCCCAGAACUCAGCAUCACCGUUCAAGAUCUACCGCAAGUAAAGCCGGUUUUCGAGGCGAAUUUACCAGAAGAUGUUAAAGACCGCGUGUCUUUCGUAGAGCAUGACUUUUUCAAGCCUCAACCCGUCCAAGCGGAUAUCUAUAUCUUUAAGAUGAUUCUUCACGACUGGCCGGACCAAGAAUCGUCCAAGAUCCUUCGAGCACUAAUUCCGGCGCUAAAACCGGGCGCUCGAGUGAUUCUUUUCGAAUACAUCGGUAACCAGGGCGAAAGUGAAGGACCAGCUCUCCCGCGCUCUAUCCAGCAAAUGGGAUCAGCUACCGACCUGCGACUAAUGGCGUUAUUCAACGGAAAAGAGCGGCCUGUCGACGCUUGGGCGAAGAUUUUCCGGGAUGCUGAUGAGCGGUUCGAGGUGGCAAAUGUUAAAGCCAAUCCUCAAAACUUCUUCGCUGUCAUCGAGGCAGUCUGGCGUGGGUAG
This is a messenger RNA of Annulohypoxylon maeteangense, 1341 nucleotides long. Its product is annotated as sterigmatocystin 8-O-methyltransferase. Bases 1 to 1341 code for a protein of 446 amino acids. The record is from RefSeq and is a predicted model, not a curated record. The transcript has 4 exons. Lineage: Eukaryota; Fungi; Ascomycota; Sordariomycetes; Xylariales; Hypoxylaceae. Gene Ontology annotation, molecular function: O-methyltransferase activity.